Messenger RNA from Rhodamnia argentea, 2455 nucleotides. RefSeq names its product probable inactive receptor kinase At3g02880. Gene Ontology annotation, biological process: protein phosphorylation. Gene Ontology annotation, molecular function: protein kinase activity; ATP binding; protein binding. The annotation marks the transcript as partial. Lineage: Eukaryota; Viridiplantae; Streptophyta; Magnoliopsida; Myrtales; Myrtaceae. The transcript is spliced from 2 exons. The record is from RefSeq and is a predicted model, not a curated record.
AACGAGGAUCGCGAGAUCAAGAGUAAAACGUGCGAGGAAUUUAAUGAAUGCGAAGGUCGUGUUCGAACUGCGACUUCGUUCGGCCUCCGCCGUAGAAAACGUUCCAAGAAGGGAUUUUCAACGCUGGAGAGGAAGAGGACGACGUCUCCUCCUCCUUCUUCUUCUUCUUCGUUGUCUCCGGUUGGUCUUCAGGUCUUUUCUUCGCCCCCCCAACAGUGUCCGCGAAGCGCUCUCUCUCUCUCUCCUCCCCCACCGAGGAUGUCCACUCUGACCGCCCUCCUCCUCCUACUCCUCUCCUCCUGCUUCUUGAACGUCGCCCGCUCCGAUCUGGCCUCCGACCGAGUAGCGCUCGUCGCCCUCCGAUCCGCCAUCGGCGGCCGCCUCCUCCGCUGGAACCUCACCGACCCGCCCUGCACCUGGGCCGGCGUCAUCUGCGACCAACGCCGGGAGCAAGUCGUCGAGCUCCACUUCCCCGGGAUGGGCCUCUCCGGCAGCCUCCCCGCCGGCACCAUCGCCAACCUCACCCAGCUCCAGACCAUCUCCUUCCGCUUCAACUCCCUUUCCGGCCCCAUCCCCCCAGACCUCGCCUCCCUCUCCCAGCUCCGCAACCUCUACCUCCAGGGCAAUUCCUUCUCCGGCGAGCUCCCCGCCUUCCUCUUCGCCCUUCAGAACCUCGUCCGCCUCAACCUCGCCUCCAACGACUUGUCCGGCGUGAUCCCCCCGGCGUUCGGCAACCUCACCCGGCUCAAGACCCUGUUCCUGGAGGACAACCGGUUUUCCGGGUCGAUCCCGGACCUGAACCUGACCCUUGACCAGUUCAACGUCUCGUCCAACCAGCUGACCGGGACCAUCCCGUCGAAGCUCUCGUCCAUGGCCCAGUCCGCCUUCGCAGGGAACUCGCUCUGCGGGCCGCCGCUCAAGCCCUGCAACGCCACCGGCACGGGCACCGGGAGCGGAAACAAGCUCUCCGGCGGAGCGAUCGCCGGGAUUGUGAUCGGCUCCGUUAUCGGGCUCUUCCUGAUUCUCCUCGUUCUGAUCAUCUUGUGCCGUCGCAAGAGCCGUGGCAGAAGCGAGAAACCCAAAUCGCUGGAAUCCGGACCGGCGAAGUGGACCGAGGCCGGAAUCCCGCAGACCCGUGAAGCCAGGAGCCUGGGCGAGUCCAAGGCAACCAGCGCCGUCGCCAUCAGUGGCGACAGGAGCGGCAACAAGACCUUGGUGUUCUUCGGGAAGGGGACGUCGGCGUCGGCGGCGGCGUUCGACCUGGAGGACCUGCUGAGGGCGUCCGCGGAGGUGCUGGGGAAAGGGACGUUCGGGACGACGUACAAGGCGACGCUGGAGACGGGGACGACGGUGGCGGUGAAGAGGCUGAAGGACGUGAGCAUUGGGGAGGCGGAGUUCAGGGAGAGGAUGAGGGAGAUCGGGGCGGUGGAGCACGAGAACCUGGUGGGCCUGAGGGCCUAUUACUACAACAAGGACGAGAGGCUUCUCGUCUAUGAUUACUUGCCCACCGGAAGCUUGUCUGCACUUUUACACGGAAACUCAGUAGUUGGCCGGACUCCGCUUAAUUGGGACACCCGUUGCGGCAUUGCCCUCGGUGCGGCCCGCGGAAUCGCGCACCUCCACUCCGGGGGCACUGCGACAUCCCAUGGCAACAUCAAGUCCUCCAACGUCCUCCUCACCAAUUCCUAUGAGGCUCAGGUCUCUGACUUUGGCCUUGCCCAUAUUGCCGCCCUCACCGCACCUCCCAACCGCGUUGACGGGUAUCGUGCGCCGGAGUUGACGAACUCCCACAAGGUGUCUCAGAAGGCCGACGUGUACAGCUUCGGGGUGUUGCUGCUGGAGCUGCUUACGGGCAAGGCUCCCACGCAUUCACUGCUGAACGAGGAAGGGGUGGACCUCCCGAGGUGGGUCCAGUCGGUGGUCAAGGAGGAGUGGACUGCUGAGGUGUUCGACGUCGAGCUACUCAGGUACCAGGAUGUCGAGGAGGACAUGGUCCAGCUCUUGCAGCUCGCAAUGCAUUGCACUGCUCAGUACCCAGAUAAACGCCCUCCAAUGGCGCAGGUCGUGAACAAGAUUGAGGAAAUUUGCCGUUCAAGCAUGCUGCAAGAGCAAGAAGAGCACAGUGGUUCGGGUGACGGGUCAUACUCACAUCAGACGUCGGUUUGAUUCAGGCAUGCCGCCCUCUUCUUCUUCAUUCAAUCGAUGAAGGAUCAUUGGUUACGUUCGCAAUUGCGAUCGGAACGUUUGGGCUGUGGAUUAUGAGUGAUUCGUUGCUUCAUUAUUUUUUCUGUUGGGUUUAUAGUUUAGAGGAAUGGUUUGUUCAACCCUUUCUGGCGUCAAACGUGCAAUAAACCCUUCUUUCUUUCAAUUUUUUUUUCCUAUUUAGAAGCAAAAGGUCUUGUCUAUGUAAAUUUUGAAUCAAACAUUUUUCUGUCAUGAAGACAGUACUGUUGCU